AUGCUCUACCUGGAGUCGCCAGUUAACGUUGGCUUCUCCUACAACUCCUCGCACCUGGCAGAGGUGGACAUGUACAAUGAUGAAGCAGCCACUGACGCUAAAUACAAUGCACUAGUUAGCUUUUUCAAAAAGUUUCCGCAUUUAAAGAAGAAUAAAUUUUACAUGACAGGCGAAAGCUACGGUGGGGUGUAUCUGCCCCUGCUAACACGUAAAAUUCUCGACAAUAAACAGGAAAACGGCAUUAAUUUACAAGGCAUUGCCAUUGGAAAUGGUGUCUACGACAUUGACAUUCUGUCCCAGUCUCGCAUUGAGUUCUCCUACUUCCAUGGCCUGAUUGGCAUUGACAGGUGGGACCAGUUGCAGGCGACCUGCUGUCACCUGGACGCCCGCAAUGUGACCAUCCAGUGCGACUACCCCUCCAUCUACUCCAACUAUUCAGUGGGAGUGCGCAAUGGCAACACAAAGUGCUCCGAACUGCUGGGUCUAACGUUGAUUGAAAUGAGAGCUACUGGCUUCAACAUUUACUACGUCUACGACACGUGCAACACUACAGAUACGCGGGCAAACGUAACGCACGAGUGCGUGGGCUCCCAGUUCACCGAGUACCUGAACCAGGACCAGGUGAAGACUGCCCUGCAUGUGGCAGAGGGGGUGCGUGCCCGGCGCUGGGAAAGCAGCAAUGAGCACAUUCUGAUGACGUACCAGCAGCAGUACACCUCCAUGGACACCGUCUUCCGGGACAUCAUUGAGAAGCACCGCUUCACCAAUGUCAUCCUCUACAGCGGCGAUGCGGACAUUGUCUGCGACUUCCUCUCCACGCAGAGAUUUCUGGCGCACCACAUGAGGUACAGGCUGAAGGAGGCAAGUCGCAUCUGGAAACUGAAUGGUGCUCUCGCCGGAGUCGCCUCCCGGUACGACAAUGGACUGCGCUUCUUCACUGUCCACGGAGCAGGACACAUGGUGCCGACGCAAAAGCCAGAGCAGUCCAUAGCCAUCCUCAAGGACUUGCUGGGAGUGGAAAGAAUAGCCUAA
Molecule: messenger RNA, 1032 nt
Organism: Rhagoletis zephyria (snowberry fruit fly)
Lineage: Eukaryota; Metazoa; Arthropoda; Insecta; Diptera; Tephritidae
Source: RefSeq, a predicted model, not a curated record